Molecule: messenger RNA, 7865 nt
Organism: Condylura cristata (star-nosed mole)
Lineage: Eukaryota; Metazoa; Chordata; Mammalia; Eulipotyphla; Talpidae
Gene: MAGI1
Product: membrane associated guanylate kinase, WW and PDZ domain containing 1
Exons: 25
Coding region: 557-4429 (1290 amino acids)
Biological process (GO): signal transduction
Cellular component (GO): cytoplasm
Molecular function (GO): protein binding
Source: RefSeq, a predicted model, not a curated record
AUCUGCUUAAAGGGGCCGCAGGCUCUUCCCUCGAUCCUCCUCCCCCAAACCCCGCUCGGCGACCGCGUCUCCAGGGCUCCCAGCAACUGACUGAGAACGUUUCCCUUACCCUCUGGAACAGCCCGCCAGCGAGGAAAGGCGAACCGGGCGGGAAGCAAAGAGGAGACACGGCAUUUCUAAGAGGCAAGAAAGAAAGAAAGGAAGGAAGGGGAAAAAAUACCCCAAGCGGCGCACAGUGGACUCUGGUCGUGGGGAGCGCGGCCGGGAGCCGAAACGUGGACCAGGAGGCACCGGAAUGCAAACAAAGCUCGCAGGCGCCUUUGCAGAGCUCGCGGGGAAGCCGAGAAAGUUUGUUUUAUGAUGGCUUGAGUGCACGAGUGUGUGCAGGGGAGCGAGGCUGCCAAGUUUCUCUCUCCCGUUGCAUUAUCUGGGGGGCAGGGGCUAGGGAGAUGACUCUCCCAUGAACCAGCGGAGGCUUGGGGGCUUGUACUGUGGGGGGCACCUGCCUCUCAUUUUAUUAUUAUUUUUUUGGGGGGGAGGAGGGGUGUAACUCAUAAUGUCGAAAGUGAUUCAAAAGAAGAACCACUGGACUAGCAAGGUUCACGAAUGCACUGUGAAGCGGGGACCACUGGGCGAGCUUGGGGUGACAGUGCUGGGGGGCGCGGAGAAUGGGGAGUUUCCGUAUAUCGGAGCGGUGGUAGCCUACGAGGCGGCCGGGCUUCCCGGAGGCGGCGAAGGCCCAAGGCUGAGUGAAGGGGAGCUUCUCCUGGAGGUGCAAGGGAUUCGGGUGUCCGGCUUGCCCCGCUAUGACGUUCUGGGAGUCAUCGACAGCUGCAAGGAGGCCGUCACCUUCAAAGCCGUCAGACAAGGAGGAAAGCUGAACAAGGACCUGCGACAUUUUCUUAAUCAGCGGUUCCAGAAAGGAUCUCCUGAUCAUGAGCUCCAGCAGACCAUAAGGGAUAACCUCUACCGCCAUGCUGUGCCUUGCACAACCCGAUCUCCAAGAGAAGGAGAAGUGCCUGGCGUGGACUAUAACUUUCUGACUGUGAAGGAGUUCUUGGACCUUGAACAGAGCGGGACUCUUCUGGAAAUUGGCACGUAUGAAGGAAACUAUUAUGGGACACCCAAACCUCCUAGCCAGCCUGUCAGUGGGAAAGUGAUUACUACGGAUGCCUUGCAAAGCCUUCAGUCUGGCUCCAAGCAGUCGACCCCAAAGCGAACCAAGUCCUACAAUGAUAUGCAAAAUGCUGGCAUAGUCCACACUGAGAAUGAGGAGGAGGAUGAUGUUCCUGAAAUGAACAGUAGCUUUACAGCCGAUUCUGGUGACCAAGAAGAGCACACCCUCCAAGAAACAACACUACUGCCUGUGAAUAGUAGCGCCAGUGCUGCUCCCAUCACGGACCCUUCUCAGAAGUUCCCUCAGUACCUACCUCUUUCUGCAGAGGAUAAUUUAGGUCCUCUACCUGAAAACUGGGAGAUGGCCUAUACCGAAAAUGGAGAAGUCUAUUUUAUAGACCAUAACACAAAAACUACAUCUUGGUUAGACCCUCGGUGCCUGAACAAGCAGCAGAAGCCUCUGGAAGAAUGUGAAGAUGAUGAAGGGGUCCACACCGAGGAGCUGGACAGUGAACUAGAGUUGCCUGCUGGUUGGGAAAAGAUUGAAGACCCUGUGUAUGGUAUCUACUAUGUAGACCACAUCAACAGGAAGACACAAUAUGAAAAUCCAGUUCUAGAAGCCAAACGGAAGAAACAGCUUGAACAGCAACAGCAGCAGCAGCAGCAGCAGCAGCAACAGCAACAGCAACAGCAACAGCAGCAGCAACAGCCAGAAGAAUGGACAGAAGAUCAUUCAUCGCUUGUGCCUCCUGUUACUUCCAACCACCCCCCAAGCAAUCCGGAGCCAACCAGAGAAGCUCCACUUCAGGGCAAACCCUUUUUUACACGAAACCCUUCGGAGUUGAAAGGUAAGUUCAUUCACACGAAGCUGCGGAAAAGCAGUCGUGGCUUUGGCUUCACUGUCGUUGGAGGGGACGAACCUGACGAGUUUCUGCAGAUCAAGAGCUUGGUCCUAGAUGGUCCUGCUGCUUUGGAUGGCAAGAUGGAAACAGGUGAUGUGAUUGUCAGUGUGAACGACACCUGUGUUUUGGGACACACACAUGCACAAGUCGUGAAAAUCUUUCAGUCCAUCCCCAUUGGCGCCAGUGUGGACCUUGAACUCUGCAGAGGUUAUCCGUUGCCCUUUGACCCAGAUGACCCCAAUACAAGCUUAGUGACAUCAGUGGCCAUUUUGGAUAAAGAACCAAUUAUUGUGAAUGGGCAAGAGACCUACGAUUCUCCAGCUAGUCACAGUAGUAAAACCGGCAAAGUCAACGGCAUGAAGGAUGCCAGGCCAAGCAGCCCUGCUGAUGUGGCUUCAAAUGGUUCCCAUGGUUACCCCAAUGACACUGUCUCUUUGGCUUCUUCCAUAGCCACUCAGCCAGAACUCAUAACUGUUCACAUAGUCAAAGGGCCAAUGGGCUUUGGUUUUACCAUCGCAGACAGUCCUGGGGGUGGUGGCCAAAGAGUGAAGCAGAUUGUUGACAGCCCAAGGUGCCGAGGCCUGAAAGAAGGGGAUCUGAUAGUGGAAGUUAAUAAGAAGAAUGUGCAGGCGCUGACUCACAACCAAGUCGUGGACAUGCUGAUUGAAUGUCCAAAGGGAAGUGAGGUCACACUGUUGGUGCAACGAGGAGGGCUGCCAGUUCCCAAGAAGAGCCCAAAGUCGCAACCACUGGAAAGAAAAGACAGCCAGAAUAGUUCUCAGCACAGUGUUUCCAGCCACCGAAGCCUGCACACAGCCUCCCCAAGCCACAACACGCAGGUACUCCCUGAGUACCCACCUGCAGAGGACUCUGCUCCAGAUCAGACCGACAGCUCUGGGCAGAAAAAACCAGAUCCUUUUAAAAUCUGGGCCCAGUCCAGGAGCAUGUAUGAAAACCGACCUAUGUCACCUUCGCCUGCAUCGGGAUUGAGCAAGGGUGAAAGAGAGAGAGAAAUCAAUUCUUCGAAUUUUGGAGAAUGUCAGAUUCCAGAUUACCAAGAGCAGGAUAUCUUCCUCUGGAGAAAAGAGACUGGAUUUGGAUUUAGGAUUCUAGGUGGAAAUGAACCAGGGGAACCUAUUUAUAUCGGUCACAUUGUACCAUUGGGUGCUGCUGAUACGGAUGGCCGCCUGAGGUCUGGGGAUGAAUUAAUCUGUGUGGAUGGGACACCAGUAAUUGGAAAAUCACACCAGCUUGUGGUCCAGCUUAUGCAACAAGCCGCCAAACAAGGCCACGUCAAUCUCACAGUGCGGCGUAAAGUGGUGUUUGCCGUCCCCAAAACAGACAACGAGAUGCCCUCGCCAGCCUCGUCUCAUCACAGUAGCAACCAGCCAGCAUCGCUGACCGAGGAGAAGCGCACCCCGCAAGGCAGCCAGAACUCCUUAAACACUGUGAGCUCCGGCAGCGGCAGCACCAGUGGCAUUGGCAGCGGCGGGGGCGGGGGCAGUGGCGUGGUAAGCACCGUGGUGCAGCCCUACGACGUGGAGAUCCGGCGCGGGGAGAAUGAGGGCUUCGGCUUCGUCAUUGUGUCCUCGGUAAGCCGGCCUGAAGCAGGCACCACUUUCGGCAAUGCAUGUGUAGCUAUGCCUCACAAAAUAGGUCGGAUUAUUGAGGGGAGCCCUGCUGACCGAUGUGGCAAGCUGAAAGUAGGAGACCGGAUCUUGGCAGUUAAUGGAUGUUCCAUCACCAACAAGUCCCAUUCAGACAUUGUCAACCUAAUCAAGGAAGCAGGAAACACAGUUACCCUCCGCAUCAUUCCCGGGGAUGAGUCUUCCAAUGCCAGUCUGCUGACUAAUGCGGAGAAGAUCGCUACCAUCACCACCACGCACGCGCCCUCUCAGCCAGGGGCCCAGGAGGCCAGGAAUACCACCACCAAGACAAAGCCGGAAUCUCAGUUUGAGUUCAAAGCACCCCAGGCAACACAGGAACAAGAUUUUUACACUGUGGAACUAGAAAGAGGGGCCAAGGGAUUUGGCUUCAGUCUUCGAGGGGGCCGAGAGUAUAACAUGGACCUGUAUGUUCUGCGCUUAGCAGAGGACGGUCCUGCAGAAAGGUGUGGAAAGAUGAGGAUUGGUGAUGAAAUUUUAGAGAUCAAUGGCGAGACCACCAAAAACAUGAAGCAUUCUCGGGCUAUAGAACUGAUUAAGAAUGGUGGCCGCAGAGUACGUCUGUUUCUGAAGCGGGGAGACGGCUCAGUACCAGAAUAUGCGAUGAUACCUCCUAAUAUCGCUGCAUGUAUGAGAAAUGAAAAGCACGGGGAGGCUUGCUUCUACCUUAUGGGCCAUAAUCAAACUACGACCCCAGCAGCGACCGGAACGGCCCCCCCACCGGUCCACAAGGUGUUCCGGAAAUGAGGGCAGGGCCAACUGACCGCCGCCAGCAUCCGUCAUUGGAGUCCAGUUAUCCACCAGAUCUUCACAAAUCAUCACCACACGGGGAAAAGCGGGCACACGUGAAAGAUCCAAAAGGCAGCAGAGAGCAUAGCAGACAACCCAAUGAACAUCAUACAUGGAACGGAACUUCUAGAAAACCCGACACUGGGGCAUGCCGACCCAAGGACCGGGCAUCUGAGGGGCGGAGAGAAGCACAGCCUGAGCGGAUGGCGACCAAUGGUCCCAAGAGGAGAUCUCCAGAGAAGCGGAGGGAAGGCACUCGGAGUGCUGAUAACACUUUGGAAAGAAGGGAGAAGCACGAGAAGAGAAGGGAGAUUUCUCCAGAGAGGAGGCGAGAGCGGUCACCCACCCGCAGAAGAGACAGCUCGCCCAGCCGGCGGAGGCGGUCUCUGGAAAGACUGCUGGAUCAGAGGCGAUCUCCAGACAGGCGGAGAGGGAGCUCUCCCGAAAGGAGGGCGAAGUCCACCGACCGCAGGCGAGCACGGUCCCCUGAGCGGAGGCGAGAGCGGUCUCUAGAGAAAAGGAACCGCGAGGACAAAGUCAGCCACCGGGAAAGGGACGAGCCCAGUCUGAAACAGGAUGCCGGCAGAAGUUCCAGGCAUGCCCCUGAGCAGAGAAGGCGACCUUACAAAGAAUGUAGCACCGACCUCAGUAUCUGAGACGGAAUUGCAUUCCAACCUUUACCGUGUCAAAGGUUCUUAGAGGAAAGUCACAAACCUGAAAUAAUUUCGUUUCUUACCUAAUGAAGCAUCUGACACCUGGUGAUCCUAUGAAUAGCAACAAACGUUUAUGCAUUCAAAAUCUUAUAAGAAAAAAAUAUAUAUGAAAAGUGUUGUGCCUGAUGUAUAUUAAAAUAUUUUUAAAUGCAUACUUUUUUGGAAGUUAUUUGUUUUGCCAAAUGUUGCCCCAAAGGGAUAUAAAUUUUGUUUCUACAUAAUCUGUAGAAUUGUCAAGAAUCGUUCCCCCUUUUGGGCAAUCUUUUACUCUCCUGGUUAAAUGAGGCUAUUGAUCAUUUUCUCUAAGGGAAAUUAAGUUGAUUUCAUUUGACAUAGACUAUAUGGAGUGAUGUAGUGCUAUACUAUAGUUAGGAAUUUUUCUUAACAAAGAGCAAACGGUGAAAGUUAUAUUUCUAAAAACUUAAGACUUGUGGGGUGGGGUGGGAUUGCAGAUAAUCCUAAAGUUAAGGAACCUGUUCGAUGAGACUACUAUUGGGAAUGAAGGAUAUUUAUAGCUAAGCUACACAGCACAAAGAAAGACAUUCUCUAGUUACUGACUCAGAAAAUAAUACGGAUUCUCCCUGGCCAUAGAAGACCAGAAAGUAAGUUGGCCACCAUCACCUGCAUGUAGCUCCAGCACAGGUAGCCAGGUUCAUUAAGAUCUCCCUGAGGCGGCAACAUCACAGCUUUGCUCAACUACUAGAAGGAUUUGGACAACUAACACCUUCUGUGUUGCCUGCUUUUGAGGCUGAUAGUACAUGGAAGGGGGACAGUGUGCCCCAUGUGAGGGAGCCAUGAGAAACCCCAAUACUGACAGUGUGCCCCCCUUUUUAGCAUAAGCCUGUGGUUGUCCUUUACCAAAUUGGGGAAAGGGAACAAGUGAUGGCAGAAGGAAACUCUCUGUUGUUAUUUUUGAAAAUGAGAUGGGAGUGUUCUUUCUCAGACAUGCAGAUUUUCCUUUGAUGCCCUGCUGCAAGGCCCCAGCAUGGUGGGGCUGACAGGGUGGAAAAGGCUCACUCCAGUGGUUCUUGGCCUAGUUGGCAAACUUCUGCCUGUAUGACCCUGUCCUUUUAGUCUUUGGACAGCAGGAUAAAGCAAUUAUUUUUCUUUUAAAAUGACCCAUUCUUUGCCAUCAUCGUGCAAGAGGUGUGGUGGGUGGGCCAUAGCCUUAGGGUGGUGGAAAUGGAUUACUGCCUCGCUGAGCCAAAUGUUUGCUUGUACCUGUUGGACCACUACAGCAAACUGCUGCUUACAGUGCAUUGCGUAUUUCUGUAGUACUGUUUUGCAUUUUCCAUACAUACACAAAACUUUACAAGUCAAUCACUGUUGUUUUAGGGUACUGUUUAAAAAAAGUAAAAAGAAAACAAUGGAGAAAACCAGCCAAUUAUUGUGUGUACAGUUUAAAAUUGUAAUUAAUAGAGCCUGUUUAAAAAAAAAAAACAACUGUUGCCUUUUUCUUGUAUAAAAGAGAAUUUAUGACAAAAAAUUUAGCUGUGAGGAAUGUGAUAUGUGUUUAUAUUUCUGAAUAUGGAAUAAAUUGAUUCAUCGGGAUAUAUUUUAAUGUAAACUAAAUCAGGUAUGUAAAGCUGUUUUAAAUGGGGAAACUAUAUAAGUAAUUCCUAAAGCUUUAGUUGGGUUGAAUAUCAUUUCCUCCAUGGUGAGCCUGCUCUUGUGAAUUAUUAAGCACCUGUUUGCUUUCUUUGUUCUUCACUCAUUUCUUGCAGUGUGCUAUGGACUUAAUGCUCUCUCUAUUGAUGAAAAGCGAUAUGUGGGCCAAUUUUUUUAUAAAACACUAUGCAUAUAUAAAUAUUACAUUGUUCAUAGCUUUAUUUGAUUUAUGGGUUUAUAUAUAACAUUAGAAUGAGUAGCUGUAGUUGUGUGGACACUCAAGAAACAAGUUCCUUUCCUGGAACAAACGCAAAAUACAUUCUAUCACUAAAAAGGAGAGAAACAUCUGUGACUCCUAUUUUUAUAAUGCAAGUUUUCCAUACAAAGCAUAUAUUGAACUGUAGUAUGAAGGCUGAGAGAGAAUACAAUUGAAUAAUGAUGCUCUUUUUCAUUAAUUUCUUAUGAACCAACUUGGAAUUUUAUUCCUAACGUUCCAGGCUAGGAAUUUUCUUGGAAUUUCUAGCCAAAUCGGUGAUGUUAAAUGAUCGAUGCUCUCAAAUGUGAUCCAGAGUUUUAAAUAAAUCAAGGUGGAUUUUUGGAGUACAUCCUUGAAGUUAACAUCUUGAUGUCUUUCUUGUUGUCAGAGAUGGUAUCUGACAUUUUUAAAUCAAUGUGCUACCCACCUGGGCUUGUCUCAGUUUGUGAUGACUUGGACUGUGGCAGUUUAAUCUGAGUUUCACACAUACCAUUUAUCUUGCAAAUAUUGUACUGUAAAGGGACUAUGCAUUAAGCAGAAAGAUAGAGUUUUCUCUAAACUACUGUAACCUUACAUUGGAGACUGAUUCUUGUGAGCCAACUUUCCCUAGUCCCUCACUUCAUGUAAAUGUCUUGAUGAGAGAUGAUGGAUGAGUAUUUUGUACGAUUAAAUCAAACCCUUUAGGAAUUCCCCUCCCACCCAAUACAAGUUUGAUGCCUGAAAGAAUGUUGAGCGAAAAACUCAACACCCUACUUGUAUUUUUUUUAAGUUUCUUUUGUGAAAGGUUUUUAAAUGCAUUUUUACUGUAAAAAUACAU